UCUCUGGCGAUGUCUGUGCUGUUGCUCGCGCUGUGCCUCGCGGAUGGAGUACUCGGACAGAUCCGCUACUCGGUGCCGGAAGAGGCAGAGCACGGCACGCUCGUGGGGAAUAUCGCAGAGGACCUGGGGCUGGACCUGACCAAACUAGCGUCCCGCCGUUUCCAAGUGGUGCCCAACUCCCGCAGCCCGUACCUGGAGGUCAACCUGGAGAACGGUGUGCUGUUUGUGGCCAAUCAAAUCGACCGGGAGAAGAUCUGUAAGCAGAGCGCGAGCUGCCAGCUCAACAUGGAGGUGUUUCUGGAGGACCCCCUGGAACUGUUCCGAGUGGAGAUCGAGGUAGUGGACAUUAACGACAACCCGCCGAGCUUUCCCGAGACGGACAUCACGGUGGAGAUCUCCGAGAGCGCAACUCCGGGCACGCGCUUUCCGCUCGAAAGCGCUUUUGAUCCGGACGUGGGUUCCAACGCUUUACGCACGUACGACAUCACUACAAACAACUACUUUCACCUGGACGUACAGACGCAGAGUGACGGAAACCGCUUUGCGGAGCUGGUUCUGGAGAAGUCUUUGGACCGGGAGCAGCAAGCGGCGCACCGGUACGUGCUGACGGCUGUGGACGGGGGCCAGCCUCCUCGCACCGGGACCGCGCUGCUGGUGGUCAAAGUGUUGGAUUCUAACGACAACGUGCCCGUGUUUGAGCAGCCCGUGUACAGCGUGAGUCUGACCGAGAACGCGCCCGCGGGCACGCUGCUCAUCCAGCUCAACGCCACAGACCAGGACGAGGGUCCUAACGGGGAGGUGCUGUACUCCUUUAGUAACCACAUCUCCAGUCGCGUCAAGGACCUGUUCAGCAUCGAGCCGCGCACGGGGCGCGUGGAGGUGCGCGGGGAAGUGGACUUUGAGGAGAGCGGACUGUACCAAAUCUUUGUCCAGGCCAAGGACCAGGGGCCCAACGCCAUUCCUGCGCACUGUAAAGUGUUGGUCAAAGUCACGGACACGAAUGACAAUGCCCCCGAGAUCACAUUCAGUACAGUGACCGAGUCCGUGAGCGAGAGAGCGGCCCCGGGCACGGUCAUCGCGCUGCUCAGCGUAACGGACAAAGACGCAGAGGAAAACGGACAGGUGCACGUGGAAAUCCUGGGUGACGUCCCCUUCAAACUCAAGUCCUCCUUCAAAAACUAUUACACUAUCGUUACGGACGGAGCCCUGAACCGGGAGCAGGCGGACUCCUACUCUGUGACGGUGGUGGCCAGGGACAAGGGCUCGCCCUCAUUGGCCACCAGUAAAUCUAUUCGCGUACAGGUAUCGGAUGAAAACGACAACGCGCCCACGUUUACGCAGCCCAUAUAUGACGUGUACGUGACAGAGAAUAAUGUUCCAGGAGCGUACAUUCACGCCGUGACUGCCCUGGACCCAGACGUAGGCCCAAACGCGCUGAUCAAUUACUCUAUUUUGGAGUGUGACAUCCAGGGCAUGUCGGUCAAGACGUACGUGUCCAUUAACGAGGACACGGGCUACGUUUACGCGCUGCGCUCCUUCGACUACGAGCAGCUCAAGGAGUUCAGCUUCAUGGUCCAGGCGAAGGACUCGGGCUCCCCCCAGCUCUCCUCCAACGCCACCGUCAAAGUCAUCAUAGUGGACCAGAACGACAACGCCCCCGUGGUGCUCGCUCCUCUGGGGAAAAACGGUACUGCCCGGGAGCCCCUGCCUCGCUCUGCGGAGCCCGGCUACCUGGUGACCCGUGUGGUGGCCAUGGACGCAGAUGAUGGAGAGAACGCGCGUCUGUCCUAUAGCAUCCAGAGGGGCAACGAGAACGCCAUGUUCCGCAUGGACUGGCGGACUGGGGAGCUGAGGACCGCCCGAAGAGUCUCUGCCAAACGGGACCCCCACCAACUCUAUGACCUGCUGAUAGAGGUGAGGGACCACGGGCAACCCCCCCUGUCCUCCAGUGCCAGCGUGCAGGUGGUGCUGGUGGACAGUGUGGCCGAGGGCCGGGGACUGGACCGCGGGAGGGCCAAGACCAAAGACGGGGCCUUAGAUUUGACCCUGAUCCUCAUUAUCGCUUUGGGCUCGCUCUCCUUCGUCUUCCUGCUCGUGAUGAUCGUGUUGGCCGUGCGCUGUCAGAAGAAACAGAAGAUCAGUGUGGUCACGUGCCUGACCAGUGACUGCUGCCUGGGCCCCUGUUGCUCGCGCCAGUCCAGGGGCCGCAAAAAGAAACUGAGUAAGUCCGACAUCAUGUUGGUGCAGAGCGCCGUGAAUGUGAGCGGGCCCGGCACGGCGCAGGUCCCGGUGGAGGAGUCCGGGACCUUCGGCUCCCACCACCAGAACCAGAACUACUGCUACCAGGUGUGCCUCACGCCAGAGUCCGCCAAGACGGACCUCAUGUUCCUCAAGCCGUGCAGCCCCACGCGCAGCACGGAGGAGAGCACGUGCGCGGGGCUCGUGAGCGGCUACACGGACCAGCAGCCGGACAUCAUCUCCAACGGCAGCCUGCUGUCCGAGACUAAACACCCACGCUCAGAGCUGAGUUACCUGGUGGACCGACCCAGACGAGUAAACAGCUCAGCGUUCCAGGAGGCAGACCUGGUCAGCUCUAAGGACAGUGGUCAUGGAGACAGUGAGCAGGGGGACAGUGACCACGACGCCACACACCGGGGACACUCCUCUGGGGCAGACCUGUUCUCUAACUGCACAGAGGAGUGCAAGGCGCUGGGUCACUCGGACCGCUGCUGGAUGCCCUCCUUUGUGCCCGCUGAGCGCCAGGGCUCAGACUACCGCAGUAACCUCCACGUGCCCGGCAUGGACGCUGUCCCAGACACUGAGGUAUUAGCCUGUCCCCAGCUCACGGCCGAUCAGUCAUUCUCCACCUUUGGCAAAGAGAUGCCCCUCAAUCACCUCCAUCAGCACCUCCCCAGCCCGCAGCAUGGUACCCCCCUGUGGAGCCCGCUGGAGGCCUACAGGCCCAGCUCCAGAGUGCCCUUUGCCCCUGCCUAUUUGAAGAGGAAAAGGCUUUGCUAGCUCAUUCCGCAUGGACAUCCCAGACACAGCGUGACUUUGCACAAUCAGC
Boleophthalmus pectinirostris (great blue-spotted mudskipper) is the source of this 3067-nucleotide messenger RNA. RefSeq names its product protocadherin 10b (gene pcdh10b). The record is from RefSeq and is a predicted model, not a curated record. Gene Ontology annotation, biological process: homophilic cell-cell adhesion. The coding region runs from base 10 to 3018 and encodes 1002 amino acids. Gene Ontology annotation, molecular function: calcium ion binding. Lineage: Eukaryota; Metazoa; Chordata; Actinopteri; Gobiiformes; Gobiidae. The transcript has 5 exons. Gene Ontology annotation, cellular component: plasma membrane.